AUGCUGUCUGCAGAACGCUCUUCACGACCUUACACUACUCUCCGCUAUCCAUUCCGGGUAGCCACACCAUCUCCCCGGGCCAAUUCUAGGAAUAUGGAGUCUGAACCUGAUCAUGUCGAACACAUCUGGAUCGUCACCGGUCCUGCCGGAUGUGGCAAAACUACCGUUGCUCAACAUCUUGCCGGAACCCUGGGAUUGCCCUAUAUUGAAGGCGAUGAUUUCCAUCCGGUAAGCAACAAGCAGAAAAUGGCCUCCGGACAGCCUCUCACCGAUGCUGAUCGCUGGGAUUGGUUGAUCACGUUAAGAGAAGAAGCCAUCAAACAACUUCAAACCAGUAACUCGGUCAUUGUCACCUGCUCUGCCCUCAAACACAAGUACCGAGAUGUCAUUCGAGUGGCCAACUACGAACAUCCUUCCGUGCAGGUACAUUUCAUCUACCUCAAGGUUGAUGAGGUCACCUUACAACAACGUGUCAAGGAACGGGUGGGACAUUAUAUGAAGGAGGGCAUGGUGCAUAGCCAGAUGGUGGCUUUGGAGGAACCCGAGGAAGACCAGGAAUGGGACGUCCUUCGUGUGGACGUGAGGAAUGACAAGGAAGAGGUGCAGAGAAAUGCACUCGCCUUGGUGCGACAAAAGCUCAAAGAAUAUGAACAAGUCAACGGCGCUGCCACCGACUAG
This is a messenger RNA of Exophiala bonariae, 678 nucleotides long. RefSeq lists its product as uncharacterized. The transcript is spliced from 2 exons. Lineage: Eukaryota; Fungi; Ascomycota; Eurotiomycetes; Chaetothyriales; Herpotrichiellaceae. The coding region runs from base 1 to 678 and encodes 225 amino acids. Gene Ontology annotation, cellular component: cytoplasm. Gene Ontology annotation, molecular function: gluconokinase activity. The record is from RefSeq and is a predicted model, not a curated record.